AUGGCAUCUCAAACACCAACAUCAACACCAACAACGACUAAUGCAUCGCAAUCAGGAACAGGACAAGGAAAACCGUUGUUCGAGGCGCCCAAAGAACACGUCUCAUCCACUUGGUCCCUAAGCCCACACUACUAUUACACCUCGACAGUUGUCAACCCGGGCACAAACAAGAACCCGCUCCUCAACCGGAUAGGUCUGGAACCCAUGAAACGAAUCCUCCUGAUCACAGCCUCAGCCUCCUUCUGGGGGUUCAUGCUCGGAGGUGUCAUCGGGUCCCGUCAAUCGGGGAUGCAGUACCUUGCCGAGAAUGCCCACCGGUUACCAAAGAACAUGGAAGGGUGGUAUUUUUAUCACAAGAAGAAGAAUUACCGGAUGAUUUGGGGCGCGUUGAGGAAGGGUGUUGUUUAUUCGAGCAAGACGGGUGCGAUGGUGGGUCUGUUUGAGGUGUUGGAGGCCAGUUUGGACUUUUAUAGGGGUGGAGCGGAUUUGUUUAAUUCUACGGUUGCUGGUGUUGCUUCUGGAGGGUUCUUUUCUGCCAUUAACAAGUUGCCAAGGCAGAGCACAAAGCAUACGUUGAUGCUGGGCGCAGGAUAUGGGUUGGUGAGCGGUGCAUUGCAGGAUCUGUCGUCGUACUUGAAGGGAACCCCUGUCUGGUACUUGCCACAGUCGCUCAAGGAGCGGUCCCUAGCCCUCAAGCUUCCUGAGUCUGAAGAGUAG
Messenger RNA from Linnemannia hyalina, 717 nucleotides. The record is from the annotation of a GenBank genome assembly. Lineage: Eukaryota; Fungi; Mortierellomycota; Mortierellomycetes; Mortierellales; Mortierellaceae.